AAUAACCUCUGGAAGAUUCAAGAAGCUCCAGAGGUGAAGUAAGCCUGUGAAGACCAGCAUGGGAAUCCUAUACUCUGAGCCCAUCUGCCAGGCGGCCUAUCAGAAUGACUUUGGUCAAGUGUGGCGAUGGGUGAGAGAGGACAACCACUAUGUCAACGUUCAAGAUGGCUUCAAUGGAGACACUCCUCUGAUCUGUGCUUGCAGGCGGGGACACACGAGAAUUGUUUCCUUCCUCUUAAAAAGAAAUGCGAACGUCAACCUUAGAAACCAGAAAGAGAGAACCUGCUUGCAUUAUGCUGUGAAGAAAAGAUUUACCUUCUUUGAUUAUCUGCUCAUCAUCCUCCUGAUGCCUGUCCUGCUCAUUGGGUACUUCCUCAUGGUAUCAAAGACGAAGCAGAAUGAGGCUCUUGUACGGAUGCUGCUUGAUGCUGGUGUUGAAGUUAAUGCUACUGACUGUUAUGGCUACACUGCAUUACAUUACGCCUGUGAAAUGAAAAACCUGACUCUUAUCCCUCUGCUCCUGGGAGCCCGUGCAGACCCCACGAUAAAGAAUAAGCAUGGCGAGAGCUCACUGGAUAUUGCACAGAGACUGAAAUUUUCCCAGAUUGAAUUCAUGCUAAGGAAAGCAUCCUGAUCCUCAAUCAUGGGGCAUAGACAAAGUUGAAGUGCUGGAUUCCAUUCCUACCUGGGACUGUUGGUCUCUGGGCCUCUCAACCUGGAUGCCACCAUUUUAUAGGGAUGAUUCUGGUCACCGUGCUUAAUGUCUUCGAAGAGCUUUUUUUAUUUAUCAUGUGGUUUACUCACUGGAGAUCACCAUGGCCAUAGUCCUUCUGGGGGAGACAUUAUGAUUGUUGGAAUCUCCACUGCAGUCAAAAAAUGGAUCUUUCAAAGUCUGCCACUCCUGAAGAAGAGGUUCAGAGCCAUCUGAAAGAUCCUGCUCUCUUCCUAGCUGUACCACAUUAUAGAGAGGCCGCCUGUCUGUGCUACACCCUAGGAGAAAAGUAGUCCUUCUCAGGGCUGUUUGUAUACUAGGAGGAAGAAUCAAAGUUUGUACAUUUGUAUAGAUGCAUGUAUGUUUGUGGAUUUAGAGAUGCACGUGUAAAUAUU
Lepus europaeus (European hare) is the source of this 1107-nucleotide messenger RNA. RefSeq names its product ankyrin repeat domain 22 (gene ANKRD22). NCBI's taxonomy places the organism in Eukaryota, Metazoa, Chordata, Mammalia, Lagomorpha, Leporidae. Gene Ontology annotation, molecular function: protein binding. The transcript has 6 exons. Bases 59 to 634 code for a protein of 191 amino acids. The record is from RefSeq and is a predicted model, not a curated record.